AUGGGCCUCCUGCGCGUACUCGGUGCCUUCAGCCCGGACCUGGUGCGCUUCGGCAAAGGAUUUGAAGUCCGCUCGGCUACUGUAGAUCAGUUUCAUUGGAGCUAUUUGAUUCGACCUGCGGUCAACCCCGAGAGUCGAGAAAUUGUCGUGUUCUUGCAUGGACUAGGGUCCUCGAAAGAGGCCUGGAUUCGAGUGUCCAGCGGUCUUAGCAAGGACUUUCAUGUCGUGAUCCCCGAUAUUCCAGGUCACGGGAAGACGACCCCACUGGACCCGCUCAUGAAUUUUGCUGCUGACCGACAAACCCGACGACUGCACGAAUUUUUCGAGUCAGAGCUAUAUCCGAACAACAAAGUGCAUCUAGUCGGUACUUGCAUGGGUGCCACCAUUGCGGGAGUCUAUGCUGCAAUGCACCCGACACGGGUCAAGUCGCUCACCAUGAUGUGCCCCUGGGGCAUAUCGAUGCCAACGGUGAGCGUCAUGCACAGUGACAUUGAUGAUCUGGGCAAAACGACAUUGCAUAGUCCAACAGAAACUUUGACAAGUGAAGUGGGCGAAUGGCGUGACUGCAUUUCCAGCACUGCAAACGUCGUGCACGCACCCCGUGUGCUUCGUGCACUUGCGAUAUCGAAGCGAGGGCACGCAUGGGGAGUGCUGCAGAAGGUGGUGGUAAACAUGCUUGCUCGCCCAACGAUUCUAGAAGACGAACUUCACAGCAUCCGAGCCAGAACUAUGGUGGUAUGGGGAAACCGGGACGAAGUCACGGAUGUGUCGUGCUUAACCGUGAUUGACGACAAGCUUAACGUCACACGGAAACACGUGCUUAUACUUGACAAAUGUGGGCACCUCAUCCCAAGCGAGAAGCCAGUCGAGUGUAUUGAUGUGCUCAACAAGUUCCUAGCCGACGAAGAACUCAGUUAUACAUUUGCGCUUGCAAAACAAGAGCUUUUCAGCCACCUUUGCAAGAGUGGACAAGUAGAAUUGGAGCUACACCCAGAGAUCGGGGAAGGACAAAAAAUGCGCAAACGUUGUUGUGUUCUUGCACGGCUACAGUCCUAUGAAGGAGUCGUGGGUGCGAGUCGCUUGAGGAACUGA
Messenger RNA from Peronospora farinosa, 1092 nucleotides. NCBI's taxonomy places the organism in Eukaryota, Oomycota, Peronosporomycetes, Peronosporales, Peronosporaceae. The record is from the annotation of a GenBank genome assembly.